UCAAUUUUGCACUGUUAUUAGGAGACGAUCUAAUUGUAAAAAAAUGGAGGAAAAAGUAGUGAUAGUUACUGGAUCAAAUAGAGGUAUAGGAAAGGAAACGGCGAGACGAUUGGCAGCUAAAGGCGCGAAGGUUAUCUUGGCUUGCCGAGAUUUGAAAGGGGCCAAUUCCGCGCGAUUUGAAAUAAUCGAAAGCACGAAGAACCAAAGGGUGGAGGUGAUGAAGCUGGACCUGGCAUCGUUACAGUCCGUCAGAGAUUUUGUCAAAGAAUUCAACCACAGCAAUGACAGACUCGACGUCUUGAUAAAUAACGCGGCGGCAGUUGGCCUGGAGAACCGACAAACGGCAGACGGAUUGCAGCAGGAGUUGCAAAUCAACCACUUUGGGCCUUUUCUCCUGACGAUUUUGCUCUUAGAUGUUUUGAAACAGUCGGCCCCGAGCCGAGUGGUCAUGGUGUCAUCUCGCUGGCACAGGAAUGGCAAAAUCGAUCUGGACAACGUCAACUACGAAAACAACUUCCCGGGUUUCAAGAGGUGCUACCAGGACGCUAAACUGGCCAAUGUCCUGUUUUCCAAUGAGCUCGCCAAAAGGCUUUCGGGCACAGGGGUAACGUGUAACAGUUUGCACCCAGGAGUGAUAAACACUGACAUCAGGAAGCGGCUGCCAAAACUGAUCAAUUUCUUCUUCUGCCUGCUCUACAGACACUUAACAAAGACAUUAGAGGAAGGCGCAGAUACAAGCGUGUAUUUGGCUUCGUCGCCAGAAGUGCAGAACGUGAGCGGAAAAUUCUUCUUCGAAUGCAAAUUGACGGAGAUGGGAAAAAACGCCAAAGAUGAAAAUCUCGCUGCUAAGUAUUUCGACGAAUGCAUCCAUCUAGUGAUGCUCACGCCACCGGAGUUGACCGCUCUCUCAUCAUAAGUGAAACAAGACAUUCCAUCAAAAAUCCAAAUUACAAGUAAUGCUGGUGUAGCAUAACUUUUAAAUAGGAAAUUUAUACUGCAACAAAUCCUGAAAAAUGCUGGUUGGCAAUGCGUGAACUCGUCCCUAAUAAGGUUUCAGUUGAAGCCAAAAUUUACCUAAGUAGCAGUGCAAAUUUGUAAGAAAAGUGGCUUUUUCAAAUGGUGAGGACUGUCUCCCUACUUGGAAUUUUUUUUCACAACAAAGAGUUUCCCUGAAAGGUUUCAUACGCUGUUGAAUAGAUCUCAACCAGAGGAAUCGAAACCUGCCAAAAAUGUGGUCAUGCGCUGUUUGAAAAAUAAAAAAUGUUUUGAAAAAUUCGAAUUUCCAUAUCAACAGCCGUAAAUUCUUGAUAAAAUAUCUUGCUCAUCUACCUUCCUAAAUUCAUUAAUGGGAUUAGCGUAUGCAACACGCAUGACUUUCGCGUCUUACAGGGUGCAUAUAC
Messenger RNA from Cloeon dipterum, 1400 nucleotides. RefSeq names its product retinol dehydrogenase 14-like. Bases 44 to 916 code for a protein of 290 amino acids. NCBI's taxonomy places the organism in Eukaryota, Metazoa, Arthropoda, Insecta, Ephemeroptera, Baetidae. The transcript is spliced from 6 exons. The record is from RefSeq and is a predicted model, not a curated record.